CAGAUUUAAGGUUGAUCAAAUUAUAGAUUCUACUACCUCAACUUGCAAGUCUUUGAGUACUUAUACGCAAUGCAAUACGUCGACGAUUAGAAGUCUUGUGUCAAUUACACAAAAUGGACAAAGAUUUGGAAUUCAAAUGGUCAAAGUUAAAUUAAGAGAACAACACACGUAUCAACGUGCAAUUUGCUCCGGCCUUAACCAGGGAUUAUAUGGAAUAGAUGAUAUAUAG
Molecule: messenger RNA, 229 nt
Organism: Racocetra persica
Lineage: Eukaryota; Fungi; Glomeromycota; Glomeromycetes; Diversisporales; Gigasporaceae
Source: the annotation of a GenBank genome assembly